UGGUCCCAUUUUCACGGGCAGACAAUCGCCGUAGACCGCUGCUUCUUCUCCAGUGGCCGUCAUGUCGCCGCUGGUAGUCUGCGUCGCCGCCCUCACUGCUGCCUGCUUAGUAGCUCAGACCGACGCCGGGGGCACGGUUGACUGCUACGAUUCACGUGGGCAGCUGAGGCAGCCGCCGCCAACGAAAGACCUGCUCAAGUGGAAGCCCUGGUGCCCCUCUGGUUGUCCACAAGGAGGGUGCGUUCGCUACAACACGUGCAACUGCGGCCGCGGUUACAAGGACGAGAGGACGGACUUUGAGGUGAGGUCCAAGGCCCCCAUCCGCUGCAAGCCGGUGUGCACCAACGGCUGCAUCAACGCGGACUGCGUGGCUCCGGAGACGUGUCGCUGCUGGCCGGGGUACGGCAUGAUGACGGGCAUCAGCAACAAGUGCUUCUGGGGUGUGAUGGGCGUCGCCGUCAUGUCACCGCUGGUAGUCUACGUCGUCGCCAUCACUGCUGCCUGCUUAGUAGCUCAGCCCGCCGCCGGGGGCACGGUUGACUGCAACGAUUCACACGGGCAGCUGAGGCAGCCGCCGCCAACGAAAGACCUGCUCAAGUGGAAGCCCUGGUGCCCCUCUGGUUGUCCACAAGGAGGGUGCGUUCGCUACAACACGUGCAACUGCGGCCGCGGUUACAAGGACGAGAGGACGGACUUUGAGGUGAGGUCCAAGGCCCCCAUCCGCUGCAGGCCGGUGUGCACCAACGGCUGCAUCAACGCGGACUGCGUGGCUCCGGAGACGUGUCGCUGCUGGCCGGGGUAUGGCAUGAUGACGGGCAUCAGCAACAAGUGCUUCUGGGGAGCACAACUGGAACUUGCCGUCAUGUCGUCGCUGGUAGUCUACGUCGUCGUCUUCAUAGCUGCCUGCGCCGCGGCUCAAAGCGCGAGCAAGAUUGUACCAGGACCUGCAGUCAGCGGUACGGUCGACUGCUACGACGAAAACGGGAAGCUGCGGAAUCCACGGCCGACGAGUAACCUGCUCAGCUGCAAGCCAUGGUGCCCUCCAGGCUGUCCAGAAGGGGGAUGCUUUCGUCACAACAGGUGUAACUGCGGCACUGGUUACAGGGACGCGAGAACGCGAGCUGAGAUGAAGGCAAAGGCUCCCGUCAGAUGUGAGCCCGUAUGCAGAUAUGGGUGUGUCAACGGGGACUGCGUGGCCCCAGAGACAUGCGAGUGCUGGGAGGGCUAUAUGAAGGACCCUCUCCGUAUCCACACCUGCGUGUGGGGUGACUAACUGCAUACACAGCUGGCUUCCUACUUCACAGCACCAGAUUCCGGAAGCAGCGAUUAUCUCUUAUCACUACAAGUGUCAAGCAUCAGGAUAUGAGUGUCAUUUCACAGAUAGUACAAACCUUCUUUUCGCAAGGUAAACAUCAAAUGUAUCACUUUUUGGUGGAGCAAAGCCUCUGAAGCUCACUGUAUCUGGAUAAUUAAAGUUAAAUAACUGUAUGUGUUCCUUCAAAAUAAAUAAAUGACACUAAUUAUUAAAGUA
Molecule: messenger RNA, 1531 nt
Organism: Schistocerca piceifrons (Central American locust)
Lineage: Eukaryota; Metazoa; Arthropoda; Insecta; Orthoptera; Acrididae
Product: multiple epidermal growth factor-like domains protein 10
Exons: 9
Coding region: 62-1273 (403 amino acids)
Source: RefSeq, a predicted model, not a curated record